CGCCGGCUCUCGCUGGCUCUCAGGCGCCGCCGCGCUGCAGUGCUCAGAGAGCAGUGCCCGGGCUAGCAACUUUGUCGAGCGCCCAGCUCUCAGGUCCCUCUGCGACGCGCCACGGUCCUCGCCCGCGCCUCUGCCCGCUUCGCAAUGAGGGUCUUGGGUGGGCGCUGCGGGGCGCUCCUGGCGUGCCUCGCCCUAGUGCUUCCAGUCUCAGAGGCAAACUUUUUGUCAAAACAGCAUGCUUCACAAGUCCUCGUUCGGAGACGCCGUGCAAACUCUUUGCUUGAAGAAACCAAAAAGGGCAAUCUUGAAAGAGAAUGCAUUGAAGAACUGUGCAACAAAGAAGAAGCAAGGGAGGUCUUUGAAAACAAUCCCGAAACGGAUUAUUUUUAUCCAAAGUACUUAGCUUGUCUUGGUGCCUUCCGAGCUGGAUUGUUGUCUGCUGCACGACAGUCAACUAAUCCUUACCCUGACCUAAGGAGCUGUAUCAAUGCUAUUCCAGACCAGUGUAAUCCUCUGCCAUGCAAUGAAGAAGGAUAUGAGAGCUGCAAAGAUGGGCAAGCGUCAUUCACUUGCAUUUGUAAAUCAGGCUGGCAAGGAGAGAGGUGUGAUUUUGAUAUAAAUGAAUGCAAAGAUGCCUCAAAUCUAAAUGGAGGUUGCAGCCAGAUUUGUGAUAAUACACCUGGAAGUUACCACUGUUCCUGUAGAAGUGGUUUUAUAAUGCUUUCAAAUAAAAAAGACUGUAAAGAUAUAGAUGAAUGCUCCUUGAAGCCAAGUGUUUGUGGCACAGCUGUGUGCAAGAACUUCCCAGGAGACUUUGAAUGUGAAUGCCCUGAAGGUUACAGAUACAAUCCCAAAUCAGGAUCUUGUGAAGAUAUAGAUGAAUGCUCUGAGAACAUGUGUGCUCAACUUUGUGUCAAUUACCCUGGGAGCUACUCUUGUUAUUGUGAUGGGAAGAAAGGAUUCAAACUUGCCCAGGAUCAGAAGAGUUGUGAGGCAGUUCCAGUUUGCCUUCCUCUGAACCUUGACAAAAAUUAUGAAUUACUUUACUUGGCAGAGCAUUUUGCAGGGGUUGUCUUAUAUUUAAAAUUUCGUUUGCCAGAAAUCACCAGAUUUUCAGCUGAAUUUGAUUUCCGGACAUAUGAUUCAGAAGGUGUGAUACUGUUUGCAGAAUCUCUCGAUCACUCAGCUUGGCUCCUGAUUGCACUUCGUGAUGGAAAGAUUGAAAUUCAAUUUAAGAAUGAGCACACAACCAAAAUCACAACUGGAGGCAAUGUUAUUAAUAAUGGUAUAUGGAAUAUGGUGUCUGUGGAAGAAUUAGAACACAGUAUCAGUAUUAAAAUAGCUAAAGAAGCUGUGAUGAAUAUAAAUAAGCCAGGGUCCCUUUUUAAACCUACAAAUGGAUUUCGGGAAACCAAAAUAUACUUUGCAGGAUUACCUCGGAAAGUGGAAAAUUUGCUCAUCAAACCGAUUAACCCUCGUCUAGAUGGAUGUAUAAGAGGCUGGAAUUUGAUGAAUCAAGGAGCUUUAGGAGUAAAGGAAAUCAUUCAAGAAAAACAAAAUAAACAUUGCCUUGUCACUGUGGAGAAGGGUUCCUACUAUCCUGGUUCUGGAGUUGCUCAAUUUAGCAUAGACUAUAAUAACAUAACCAAUGCUGAGGAUUGGCAAGUGAAUGUGACCUUAGAUAUCCGCCCAUCCACAGGCACUGGUGUCAUGCUUGCCUUGGUUUCUGGUAACACAGUGCCCUUUGCCUUGUCCUUAGUGGACUCCAGCUCUGAAAAUUCUCAGGAUAUCAUAGUAUCUGUUGAAAAUGUGGUGAUAUCUCGAAUAGAGGCUGUAAGUCUAUGUUCCAGUCAACAAUCCCACCUGGAAUUCAAAGUCAAUAGAAACAAUUUGGAGCUGUGGACUCCACUUAAAAAAGAUAUAGUCUACUCUGAAGACCUUCAAAGUCAACUUACCAUCCUGGACAAAGCAAUGAAAGGAACGGUGGCCACAUACCUAGGUGGUAUUCCAGACGUUCCUUUCAGUGCCACACCAGUGAAUGCCUUUUACAAUGGCUGCAUGGAAGUGAAUAUCAAUGGUGUACAUUUGGAUCUGGAUGAAGCCAUUUCUAAACAUAAUGAUAUUAGAGCUCACUCAUGUCCAUCAAUCUGGAAAACAUGAAGAAUUCUUAAGUCAUCUUUUCUCUGCUGAUAAUAUAUCUCUUUUCUGAGUAUAAUUAUACUUAAGUCUCUGUAACAGCUGGCAGGUUUUACCUAUGAUGUGCAGUCUUUGAUUACUUUGUGGUACUUUGACCUUCUUGGAACUUUUAAAAGGUCUUUUUUCAAGAAAAAUUCUGUUGUGAUGUAAAUCACAUUAAAAAAUUCUUCUGUUGCUAUCUAGAAAUUAAAUAAUGAAACAAAAAUUUUAAAUUUUAAUUUUUUGCUACACGUGACAUUGCUUCACUUUUUGUAAAAUUCAAUUUAAUUAUCAUUGAACUAGUGUUUAAAUAUCUAUUUUUCUCAGAAGGCAGAGCAGUAAGCUCAAACAAAAAACGUGAUUAAAUACCAUUCACAAUAGGCAGCUACUAUUUUUUGUUAUUGUUCCUUUUUUUUUAUGAAGACAGAAGAGAUAGUGGCCUAUUGAGUGUGAAUCAAAUGGAAAGUCUUCAAACUUUAUUCCAUAAUAAUUCCUCAGGGGGACCAGCUUUGACUUCAUCUUUCUCUUACCUGAAUUCACAUUUGAACCAAUACCUUCACUGAUUUGAAAAUCAAGAGAGACAAAUUUUCAUGAGAGCAGCACAUGAAUAUUGCUUUUUGGAAUUGGAUUCUGAGGAUGAGACAUUAGAUUAUAUUGAAAUGGGUAUGCAAAUCUGGAAUGGGUACAUUCCUUAAAUUUGGCUGAAUAGGUCUACAAGUUCUAGAUUAGAAAAGACAGAAGUAUUUAGUCUUGAUAAGGAGAAUGAAUAAAUGUAGAAAUUCAUAGUUUUUCUUCUGGUCAACUUUUAAUUACAACAAUAAUUUGUUUAAAUGUGAUUGGUUGAGGGGAAAAAACCUAUGAAAGCUAGAAUAUAUUUUUAAUAAAAGGAUAAUCACAGAGCAAUAUAGUAAAUAUUAUGUCUUUGUAAUCAAAGAAGGAAGGGUAAGAUUGCCACAUACUUGGUGGGAAUGCAUUUCAAAUAACAAUUUUUUCACUCCUGAAUCUACCGUUCAUGUUGGAUGUGUAUCACAUGUUUCAUUGACAUUUUAGAAAAUAAAAUGUUUUUCACUAUAGAUAUUUUACAUCACAUAAAAUGUAAUAAAUUGAUGUAUAUUUUUAAAAAUAUGCAUGAAGAAUAUCUUUAUUCUAACAAUUAUACAUCCAAUUUUCAUGAAGCACAGUAGACCUUUAGUUGAAAGAUAGGUAAAGUUUAAAUAUUUGAUUAAUAGUUAUGAUUGGUUGUGGAACUCAGAAAGGGAAGAAAAGCAAAAGUAACAAUGAGUGUCUGACAUAUGACAGAAACUAUUACUAGAUCAUUUUACUGGGUGAAAUUUUCCUCCCAAUUGCCACCACAUGCUAUGGGUGAUGAAUAUAUUGACAAGUGACUAUUGAUAAUUAUGUUGUAUAAAAAAGCAAGGAAAGAUAAAAACUGAGGGAAAUAUGAGAAAAA
This is a messenger RNA of Sciurus carolinensis (gray squirrel), 3625 nucleotides long. RefSeq names its product protein S (gene Pros1). Gene Ontology annotation, cellular component: extracellular region. Bases 145 to 2160 code for a protein of 671 amino acids. The record is from RefSeq and is a predicted model, not a curated record. NCBI's taxonomy places the organism in Eukaryota, Metazoa, Chordata, Mammalia, Rodentia, Sciuridae. Gene Ontology annotation, molecular function: calcium ion binding. The transcript has 15 exons.